Messenger RNA from Meleagris gallopavo (turkey), 2533 nucleotides. The record is from RefSeq and is a predicted model, not a curated record. NCBI's taxonomy places the organism in Eukaryota, Metazoa, Chordata, Aves, Galliformes, Phasianidae.
CCCACGCUCAGAGCUGCUGGCAGGAAGGCCAUUUGCAGCUCAGUUUCUCGCACCUCAGACCACGGCCAGACCUCACGUUUCCUCUGCUCCCCCCGUCCCUCCCCACUCCUUGCCCGCACUCCAUCUCCUGCCCUCAGCCGCAGCUCUGUGUCCCUCCUUGCAGACAGCCCAUCGGCUCCGGUCAACGUCACAGUCAAACACCUGAAAGCCAACUCAGCCGUAGUGACUUGGGACGUUCUGGAGGACGAAGUUGUCAUCGGAUUUGCCAUUUCCCAGCAGUGUGAGCCAUUCCUUCUCGUCCUGUCCCAUGGUCUGAGGGGGAACUGCUUCCCAUCCUCCUUGCAGCAGCGCUCGGUGUGCCGCUCGCUGCAGAGGUCUCCGUGCCCAUGGUGGACAGGGCAGGAAGCGGUGGUUUCAGACACCAGCAGUGCACGCAGGAGGUCCCUCUGCCACUCUGUGCUCUCCUCUCUCGGCUUCCAGAAGAAGGACGUGCGGAUGCUGCGCUUCAUCCAGGAGGUGAACACCACCACCCGCUCCUGUGCCCUCUGGGACCUAGAGGAGGACACUGAGUACAUUGUGCAUGUCCAGGCCAUCAGCAUCCAAGGCCAGAGCCCUGCCAGUGAGCCAGUCCUCUUCAAGACCCCCAGGGAAGCUGAGAAACUGGCUUCUAAAAAUAAAGAUGAGGUGACGAUGAAGGAGAUGGCGAAGAAAAACCAACAGCUGCGUGCAGGGGAAAUACUCAUCAUUGUGGUGGUGUUGUUUAUGUGGGCAGGUCAGUUCCAUCUCUCUGUCCAAGCACGUCGUUCCCUGCCCUGUGUGCGUGCGGCCCCUGCACCCCAGGAGCUGCAAUCAGGUGUGAUCGCCCUGUUCUGCAGGCAGUACGACAUCAUCAAAGACAACGAGCCCAACAACAGCAAGGAGAAAGCCAAGAGCGCCUCAGAGAACAGCACCCCUGAGCACCAGGGCGGGGGGCUGCUCCGCAGCAAGUUCCCAAAAAACAAACCCUCAGUGAACAUCAUUGAGGCAUAACAGCUGCUGCUGACGGACUCCACUUCUCACGCUCACUUCUGCCUCUGAGCCUCAAUGACCGGGAGGUGAAAUGCAUCGGAGCGAUUGGGAAGGGGACCCAGCAACUGUCACUUGAUGGCACAGCUCCUUCCUUAUCUGUGCUCUGCAAACAUCUGACCGGAAGGAAAAACCCUGCAAAAACAAAACCACCCAAACCCAACCAAGAUGGAAAAGCACCAGUGAGAGCUGCUGCCUGCAGUCCUGCGUGGGACUCAUGGAUCACUGCACGGCAGCGGCCUCUCAUGCUCUCCACCCUCACACUCCGUCUCCUGGAACAAUUUUCUCAUCUUUGGAAACGUGCAAUGUUUUGUUGUAGCGCCGUCUCACCGUCGCCCCAUCUCGGCUGUACCGCUGUGAGCUCCAGCACUGCUCACCAGCACUGCCCCCGAGCCAGCAGGAACGACGGCCGGCAGCCCACUGCAGACAGGCGUGCGCUGCUUUGUGCUCUCAGCUUGCUUUGUUCCAUUGGCACGUGCUGUGCAAUGUCUCACAGGCGGGGUUGAUAAGAAACAAAGGAAGAGAUGCACCCCGGGCUGCAGUCCCACUGCGGGGCUCCCUUGGCUGCUCCCCAGCCGGGUUCCAGCACCGCUGCCUCCCAUCACACGGUGCCGUUCUGCAUCUCAGACAUUUGGGGCGCAGACCAGGAUGAGGGGGCACCAGAAGUUCCCGUUCAGCUUCCAGGAUAAAUCCAACCAUCUUCUUCGUGGUAUUCUCAGCAGCUGCAGUGUGAGAACACUCCAUCGAGACGUAGCCAGUCAGACAAAAAAAAAAAGAAAGAAAAAAAAACAGAAAAAAGAAAGAAAAAAACCUGACGAUACCGGUCGCUAUGCAAGGUCUCGGUGGCAAUGGCCAUUUGUUGCAGAAGGCUUUUGCCUAAGGGACCUUUUUCUGAGGGCUUCAGUUCUUAACGGCUUCUCCUCACAGGAGCAGAGGAAGGCCUGGCUGUGCUCCGUGAUGCCGGCAGCCCCCCACGCACGGGGGGCACGGAAGGGGCCGGGUCUCCUCCCUGCUGGGACGCCUGGGCGUGCAUCGCAUGGAACAGAUGGACUCCGGCAGCGUGCCAUGGGCUAUCCGGAUUUACCCGCUCCACAAAACCACUCCACACGCACGAGGGGAUGAGGCAAGGUCCUGUUUGCUCCAUCAGACAGGUUGGCCUGAGGAGGACGUUACCCUCUUUACACCGCACCUGAGUUGAAGUCCCCGCGCGGAACCCGGCCGGCAGCCAACGCCGCUCCGCCUCCGCAGCGCCGACAACGGGGGGGGGGGCGGCACCAGGAAUCCGCCCGGCUUUGUGGACAAGAAGGGCUUCCCCGAGCCAGCGCCAGGCCAACCCGUGGUCUCUUCCAGGGAUCCUCUGCCAGAACUCCUCCAUCACCGAGAGGGAGAGGUCAACACCUCUGAUACAGACAGAGCAAUAAACAUUUUAUAACGUACAAUAAAAGAUCAAAGGUGUGUCUUGUUUGAA